AUGAACAGAUCGGUCUUCAUUUUUGUGCUAGCAAGUUUGGUGACAUUAGCACGGGGAAAUGAUUCAGAUCAAAUGCCUCUAAUGGGAGACAAGGAACUUCAACAAAUGAGCAACGCUGAUGUCAAGCUUCGGGCGUGUUGUGUUGAAAAAAGUGUUGAUGACGAAUGCACAAAUACAUUGUGCAGUUUAAGUGGUGUCGCUCGUAUGACACGUCCUAUGUUUUUGAGAAAUUCCAUGCACUGCAAUUUACAAUUAAACAAAAUUUGGAAAUGCGCUACAAAUAUGAAAGAUCAAAGAUCAUGCUGCUUUCAACG
Loa loa (African eye worm) is the source of this 314-nucleotide messenger RNA. RefSeq lists its product as hypothetical. The record is from RefSeq and is a predicted model, not a curated record. The transcript is spliced from 2 exons. The annotation marks the transcript as partial. Lineage: Eukaryota; Metazoa; Nematoda; Chromadorea; Rhabditida; Onchocercidae.